AUGGGCCUUCAUCACUGCAUCCAGCUCUGUACGGGUAAUGGCUCGGCUGCCGCGGCACAACCGAGAGAUGAUGGCAUGAUGAGCUCCAAGCUCUACCUUGCCAUCUGUGGGGGAAGACUUAAUGAAGAAGCCAUGGCGCUGCUCGAUGCUGAUCAUGUCGCUGGCAAAUACAAGGUGAGCGCGGAGAGAAACAACUUUCUUCAUUUGGCGGCGGAGCGAGGGCACGCCAAGCUGAUCCGAGAGCUCUACACCAGGUUCGGUCACAGCAGCUUGCUCUCUUCCCAGAACUCGGCUCUGGAUACGCCGCUGCACUGCGCGGUGAGGGCGGGGCAUGGCAAUGCCGUAACUGUCCUCGUCGAGCUGGCGCGGGAUAGCGGAGAUGAUAGUGUCCUGGGAUGCAAGAACGAGGCCGGAGAAACAGCCCUGCAUCUCGCGGCGAAGCUCGGCCAUGCCGCAGCGGUUGAGGCCAUGGUCUCCAAGGCGCCGAAUCUUGCCUCCGAGGUUAACUACGCCGGCGUGUCGCCGCUCUACCUGGCGGUGAUGAGCAAGUCGGUACCCGCUGUGAGAGCGAUAACCACCAGUUGCAGCGACGCGUCGGCUGCCGGGCCGAGCUCGCAGAAUGCUCUCCACGCCGCUGUCUUCCAGGGCAAAGAAAUGAUCGGGCUGCUACUGAAUUGGAAUCCAUCCCUGGCCAGUGAAGCAGACGACAGUGGCAGCACUCCGCUCCACUUUGCUUCGUCCGACGGCGAUAGCUCCAUCGUAGGUGCCAUCCUGCGCGCGGUGCCGCCAUGUACGGUCCGCAUACGGGAUAGCGGCGGCCUCUCUGCUCUGCACAUCGCGGCGGGGAUGGGCCACGACGGGGUAGCCAAGGCACUGAUGAAAUGGUGCCCGGACGCCGCCGAGCUCCGGGAUGACCGCGGCGGAACCUUUCUGCACGCCGCGGCGAGGGGAGGCCAUCUGGAGGUCGUCUCGCUUGCCACCAAGAAAUCGAUGCUGGGUCAUUCACAUCUUUCCCGCGGCCUCCUGAACUCGCAGGACAGGGACGGCAAUACGCCGCUCCACCUUGCGGUGGCCGCACGCGCGCCCAGGGUGGCAGAGAAACUGCUGUGUACUGGUAAAGUGCGAGCAGACGUUAUGAACAACGACGGUGACACGCCGUUGGAUCUCUCCGCAAGAUCCACCAGUUUCUUCUCCAUGUUGGGCCUGAUGGUGACACUGGCUGCGUUCAAGGGACAGACUCGUCCUCAGAGGCAGGACCACGCAGAGAAAUGGAACGGCUACGGCAUUACAAAAGGGAUGGAGAAGACGUCGGACAACCUCGCGGUGGUCGCCGUACUCAUCGCCACCGUGGCCUUCACCGCCACCAACAACGUGCCCGGGGCGUACGAGCAAGCCGACGACGACACCCACGGCAAAAUGUUCUUCAAAGGCAUGGCCGUCCUACAGCGCAAGGACCUCUUCAAAUGCUUCCUGGUCCUCGACAGCUUUGCCCUGGUCACCUCCGUGAUCGCCGUGGUCCUGCUCGUCUUUGGGAAGGCGUCGCGCUCCGCCGGGUCGUGGAAGACCUUCGCGGCGGCGUUGCACUGCCUAUGGGCUUCGCUCAUCAGCAUCAUCGUCGCCUUCUACGCGGCUCUGUCGGCCGUGACGACCACGCGGGCAGUCAGCAUCAUCGCCUACGCCAUCAUCAUCUAUGGCUUCGCGGUGCUCUACUACACCGUAUACAGUCUCAUCGCGCCUCCUGUGUCCGUGUGGACAGUUUGGAAGGUUAUAUGGCGCAAAGGGAGGAACAGUAUCUUCACGGGACGUAUCAGGCAGCAGCAGUAUCCUAUCGCCAGCGCCUACGCCUUCAACCUGCUUGUUUUCAAGACGAUAGCUAACCUCGGGUUCAUCGGUGCUAUCGCAAUCUCUUUCUUAAGCGAAUAUGCCAAGACCCAGGCGAGGCAUUCUGGAGCACCUGCACCCUCCUCUCUUCUCACCUAA
Molecule: messenger RNA, 1980 nt
Organism: Lolium rigidum
Lineage: Eukaryota; Viridiplantae; Streptophyta; Magnoliopsida; Poales; Poaceae
Product: ankyrin repeat-containing protein At5g02620-like
Exons: 4
Coding region: 1-1980 (659 amino acids)
Cellular component (GO): plasma membrane
Molecular function (GO): protein phosphatase 1 binding; protein phosphatase regulator activity
Source: RefSeq, a predicted model, not a curated record